Sapajus apella (tufted capuchin) is the source of this 609-nucleotide messenger RNA. RefSeq names its product interleukin 31 (gene IL31). Gene Ontology annotation, molecular function: cytokine receptor binding; cytokine activity. The transcript has 3 exons. NCBI's taxonomy places the organism in Eukaryota, Metazoa, Chordata, Mammalia, Primates, Cebidae. The record is from RefSeq and is a predicted model, not a curated record. Bases 1 to 609 code for a protein of 202 amino acids.
AUGGAGACUUCGACCCGCUGCGCUCAUGGCUGCUACGGGGCAGUCCCUCACACCGGCGUGGGCAUAGGCUGCAGAAAUUUCCAGAGAUACCACAUUCUGCGCAUCUUAUGCCGGCUUCGCGUUUCCUCCCCAGAAAUUCCCUGCCCCGCCACGUCUGUGCUGUUCCUGCUCUGCUGCGUGGGAAGCUGGCUGGCCUGCCACACGCUGCCUGUCCAACCAAGUGAAGUACAGAAAGUAGUUGAGGAACUGCAGUUCCUGUCGAAGAUACUUUUGAAAGACGUGGAGGAAGAGAAGGGGGUGCCUGUGUCCCAGAACUACACGCUGCCGUGUCUCAUCCCUGACGCCCAGCCGCCAAACAAUAUCCACAGCUCAGCCAUCCGGGCAUAUCUCAAGGUGAUCAGUCAGGUAGACAGCAAACCUGUUAUUGACGAAAUCAUAGAGCAACUCGACAAACUCAUAUUUCAAGAUGCACUGGAAACAAGCAUUUCUAUGCCAACAGGCACCUUUGAAUGUAAACGCUUCAUCCUGACUAUUUUUCAGCAGUUUUCAGAAUGCAUGGACCUCGCAUUAAAAUCAUUGACCUCUGGAGCCCAGCAGGCCACCACCUAA